AUGUCGCUGCCCAGGGCCACCAAAAAACAGAAGACGGCACUGUUCAAGAAACUCGCCGAGCUCGGCCCCAAAGAAUCGCUGCACAACAAACUCCCGCAGGUGUACGGCGUGCUUCAGCAAGCGCAGUACGCGGCAACAGGGUUCCUAGAUUUCACACUAAAGGUGUUUCUGCGCAAAAAUAAUCCGUACUACAACCAUUUAUUUUUCACAUAUGUCGAGCAAAAGGCGCCCGACCUCGCGCGCGGAUACAAGAUCCGCGGGUUCCUGGAAAACGGCAGCUACGAGAUGGCCGUUCUGGAGUUCCGCGGCGCCAACUCCUUCGUGGACUCCCGGCACAUGGAAAGACUGUAUGCGAUCACGCUGCUGAUCGAAGCGAGCAACAGGAACGACACCGAGACAAUUCUGUUUAUUUUGCGAAAACUGCCAUCGACGAUGCUGACGCCGCUCAACUACGCCAGUCUGGCCGCUACCGCGCUCAAAAACGGCAACCACGACGUCGUCGCGGCGGUGUAUCCUGAAUUGACAGACACAGAAUUCACGGGCGAGUUUUUACUCGAUCUGUGCCGAAUUUUCGUGGAAAAUAACAACCUCGAGCGAGCGUUUGACGUGGUUCUGAAGGUGCGCGACCAGGAGGCACAGAUUCCGGUGGCAACCACGGCAGCGGCCUUGCUGGGACCGACAUACAGCUGGAAAUUUCUCGACGAGCUGGAGAUUCCAAUCUCGUACGACGAGCUGGCGCCCAAAAUGUUCCAGGACAAGCUGUUUGCAAGAAACAACUACGAGGAGAUAGAAGAGCAUUUCGACGAGGUCAUCGAGCUCAAGCCGCGGACCGUGCAGCUGGCCCUGUACGCUGCGCUGCGCUCGAUAUAUUUUUGCGGCCAUUUUGGUAGCAUGAUUUUUGUGCUACGCUAUGUUGCAGGAAAUAAUUUGCAACAUCUGCUUGAAAACCGCCAUUUCCAUAUUUUGUUCGAGGGAGCUGCCAAGCAUGCCGCCAAACUGUGCAGUCUGAACAUUUUGGAGCUGGCCGCACGGCUCAAUAUCCCGCUCUCGGAUAAAGACGUGCUGGCUCUUCUGCAGUGCCACGCGAGCGGCACAGAGCACGAGACGCUGUAUCUUGCAAUUUCGGAGAUCCGAAAGCGCCGGGAGCUGCCAGACAACUGCGUCGAGUACCUUAGACACGUGUCAGCCAGCACGAACGACCUGAAACUGAAGCUGGUUGCAGAAAGGCCGGAAAUGCAGAUGAUCGUGCCGCUGGAGCACAUACAACGCACGCUGGACAGCCAGCAGCACCGCACGGCGCUCGUCCACGAACGCCUGCCCGACCACCCGGAGUACUUCUACGCGACGGACUACGGCAACUCACAGUGGGAGAUAUUAUAG
Ogataea angusta is the source of this 1380-nucleotide messenger RNA. RefSeq lists its product as uncharacterized. Gene Ontology annotation, cellular component: ribonucleoprotein complex. Lineage: Eukaryota; Fungi; Ascomycota; Pichiomycetes; Pichiales; Pichiaceae. Gene Ontology annotation, biological process: Group I intron splicing. The coding region runs from base 1 to 1380 and encodes 459 amino acids. The transcript has a single exon. The record is from RefSeq and is a predicted model, not a curated record.